This is a messenger RNA of Hipposideros armiger (great roundleaf bat), 696 nucleotides long. RefSeq names its product mitochondrial pyruvate carrier 2 (gene MPC2). Gene Ontology annotation, biological process: pyruvate import into mitochondria. Gene Ontology annotation, cellular component: mitochondrial inner membrane. NCBI's taxonomy places the organism in Eukaryota, Metazoa, Chordata, Mammalia, Chiroptera, Hipposideridae. The record is from RefSeq and is a predicted model, not a curated record.
UAUGAGCACUGUGUUCUAGCCAACUGAGCUAAUCAGUCAUUCCACAAUUCUCCUUUUUUAAAAAAGGCAGGGCAAAGAAAAGUGAUGAGUUGCCUUUUGUAGUCAGCCAGGAACGAGUAUGAGGCCACCUUCCCACCUGGCCGGCCAUCAUGACUCGUCCUCAGAAAUGUCAGCUGCUGGUGUCCGGGCCUGAGGGGCGCCCUACCACUAGGUCCUCAAUAAAGUGGAGCUCAUGCUGCCUGAGAAACUGAGGCCGUUAUACAACCAUCUGGCAGGUCCCCAAACAGUUUUUUUCUGGGCUCCAACUAUGAAAUGAGGGUUGGUGUGUGCUAGAUUGGCUGACACGGCCAGACCUGCGGAAAAACUCAGUACAGCUCAAUCUGCUGGUUUGAUGGCUACAGGGUUUAUUUGGUCAAAAUAGUCACUUGUCAUUAUCCCAAAACACUGGAGUCUUGUUAAUUUCUUCGCUGGGGCAGCAGGAGCCUCUCAGUUCUUCCGUAUUUGGAGAUACAACCAAGAUAUAACCAAGAACUACAAGCUAAAGCAAACAAGUAAGAGCUCUGGAUCAUUCAAACAACCUAGAUAUGAAUAUAACCACUGGGACUCAGUUUGAUUAAUUAUUUGGUUAUUGGUAAGGUGAUGCUAACUGCUCAUGACUAGAAGGCAUAAAAAAAAAAAUCUAAGGGCCGGCCGAGU